CAAAUGUCAAACUAACCAACAAGUUUUACGUUCAGGGAAACUAGUUUUUUACGAUCGACCAUUCCGAUGGUCACCCUGCUCUUCAGAGUCUGAAAGUCGCUGAAAGUGAACUCUCAAAUCCUCAAAUCCUCAAAGCAAAGCAAAGCCAUCAUCAACAACACAAGCUCGCCUAGCUCUGUGUAGUCAUCAACGUUGGAUCAGUCGGAAAAGUGGGAACAAAACUUGGAAUCCUUCAGAAUGACCUUAAGCGGCGACGACCUGAAGGCCGCUCUGGAUGCGCCCUCUUCCGGCAUUCACGUGGUGUUCAAUGACGAGGACCUGCCCUUUGAAGAGGAGCUGCUCCGGAAUCCGCACUCGCUCAAGUCCUGGUUGCGCUACAUCGACGCUCGCUCGGAAGCCCCGAAAAAGAGUCUGAACCUGUUGUACGAGCGAGCCCUCAAGGCGCUACCCGGGUCGUACAAGCUCUGGUAUCACUACCUCAAGGUCCGUCGGAAGCAAGUCAAAGGCCGAUGUCUGACAGAUCCGAUUUUCGAAGAAGUGAACAACGCCUUCGAGCGCGCCCUGGUUUUCAUGCACAAGAUGCCCCGGAUCUGGAUGGAUUAUUGCACCUUUCUCGUGUCCCAACAGAAGAUCACGCGUACUCGCCGCGUCCUGGAUCGGGCCUUACGCGCCCUGCCCAUCACCCAACACGAUCGCAUCUGGAAGAUCUAUGUCAAUUUCAUCAAGCGACACCCGAUUCCAGAAACCUCGGUUCGAGUGUUCCGCCGAUAUCUUCAGUUGUGUCCUGAGCAAGCCGAGGAUUUCGUGGACUACCUAAAGGAAGCAGGGAAUUUGGAUGAAGCCGCCAAGUGGUUGGCCAAAAUCGUAAAUAAUCAAGAUUUUGUCUCGAAACACGGCAAGUCGAACCACGCCUUGUGGUACGAGUUGUGUGAAUUGAUCUCGAAGAACCCCUUGGACGUCAAAUCGCUCAAUGUGGACGCGAUUAUUCGCGGGGGUCUGCGGCGAUACACGGAUCAGGUGGGCCAUCUAUGGAAUUCAUUGGCCGAUUAUUAUAUCCGAAGCGGUCUUUUCGAGCGGGCACGGGAUAUUUACGAGGAGUCAAUCCAGACCGUGACCACGGUCAGAGAUUUUACCCAGGUGUUUGACGCUUACGCUCAAUUCGAGGAGUUGGCUCUGUCCAAGCGAAUGGAAGACCUUGAGGGCAACGAGCAACCCUCGCAGGAUGAAGAAUUGGAGAUUGAAAUGCUCAUGGCCCGAUUCGAAGACCUCAUGGAGCGACGGCCGCUUUUGCUGAAUUCAGUGUUGCUGCGGCAAAAUCCGCAUAAUGUGGCGGAAUGGCAAAAGCGCGUGACUUUGCUGGAGGGUAAACCCCACGAGAUCAUUAGUACCUACACGGAAGCCGUCCAGACUGUGGAUGCCAAGCAAGCGGUGGGCAAGUUGAACUCACUUUGGGUGAAUUUUGCCAAGUUCUACGAGACCAAUAAACAGAUUGGCGAUGCUCGAAUCAUUUUCGAAAAAGCCACUCAUGUGUCAUAUUUGAAAGUCGACGAUCUGGCCAAUGUCUGGUGUGAAUGGGUGGAAAUGGAACUCCGACACGAUCACCACGAAGAAUGCUUGAAACUCUUGCAACGGGCUACGGCUCCGCCUCCUCGUAAAGUGUCCUACCACGAUGCAGCCGAAACGGUUCAAGUCCGUCUGCACAAAUCUCUCAAAGUCUGGUCGUUGUACGCAGAUCUGGAGGAGAGCUUUGGUACGUUUCAGUCGACCAAGGCGGUUUAUGAUCGCAUCCUUGAUCUCAAGAUCGCUACUCCUCAAAUCAUUAUCAAUUUUGGACUUUUCCUCAAGGAGAACAACUAUUUCGAAGAGGCGUUCAAAUGCUACGAGAAAGGCAUUGCUCUUUUCCGAUGGCCUAAUGUCUUUGAUAUCUGGAACACGUACCUCUCCGAGUUCUUGGAACGCUAUGGUGGAAAGAAACUGGAACGCGCUCGUGAUCUGUUCGAACAAUGCCUGGAGACUUGCCCCGAGAAGUAUGCCAAGCCCAUCUUUUUGCUGUUCGCCAAAUUGGAAGAGGAGCACGGGAUGGCUCGUCACGCCAUGGCCGUUUACGAUCGGGCCAUUGAUGCCGUCGAAAAGUCCGAACGCUGCGCCCUGUUCAAUAUCUAUCUCCGGAAAGCGGCCGAGAUCUACGGCGUGACCAGGACCCGACAAAUCUACGAAAAAGCCAUCGAAGUCCUGGAAGACCGCGAAGCACGCGAUAUGUGUCAACGAUUCGCCGAAAUGGAGACUAAAUUGGGAGAAAUUGAUCGAGCUCGUGCCAUCUACGGGCAUUGCUCACAAAUGUGCGAUCCUCGAGUGGCACCACAGUUUUGGGCCGCAUGGAAAGACUUUGAAGUUCGUCACGGUAACGAGGACACGGUACGGGAGAUGUUACGAAUCAAGCGAUCCGUUCAACAUAUCUACAACACUCAGGUCAACAUGAUGUCGGCUCAGAUGUUGCAAGAUGGCGUUAAUGCCCCGUCCACGUUGGAUGAGUUGGCCGCUGUUAGCCCGGACUCGGACAUCAAGGAUGAGAUGCGACUUCUGGAAGCAAAGGCGGUCGAAAAAGACGGCACAAAUUCGUCUUCCGUCUCAUUUGUCCGUGGGGAGACUCAAUCCAAGGAAGUUGAGGCAUUGGCUAAACAGCCCACAGUGAACCCGGCCGAGAUCGACUUAGGUGAUGAUGAUGACGAGGACGAUAGCGACGAGGAAAACGAAGAGGAAACCGAGAAAGCACCCAAACCUGCCCGAAUCGGGGGAGUGGAAAAGCAAGCCAUUCCAGCCCAAGUUUUCGGAAGUCUCAAACGAAACGAAGACGAUGAAGAAGAUUGAACGCUAUGUCUUAAUCUACUUGUAUACCAUUAAAUGAUGUUCCAAAGUC
Messenger RNA from Tigriopus californicus, 2917 nucleotides. It is a transcript of the gene fand, whose product is annotated as pre-mRNA-splicing factor syf1 homolog. Gene Ontology annotation, molecular function: protein binding. The transcript has a single exon. Gene Ontology annotation, biological process: mRNA splicing, via spliceosome; generation of catalytic spliceosome for first transesterification step. Gene Ontology annotation, cellular component: Prp19 complex; U2-type catalytic step 2 spliceosome; post-mRNA release spliceosomal complex. The record is from RefSeq and is a predicted model, not a curated record. The coding region runs from base 238 to 2868 and encodes 876 amino acids. NCBI's taxonomy places the organism in Eukaryota, Metazoa, Arthropoda, Copepoda, Harpacticoida, Harpacticidae.